Molecule: messenger RNA, 1028 nt
Organism: Klebsormidium nitens
Lineage: Eukaryota; Viridiplantae; Streptophyta; Klebsormidiophyceae; Klebsormidiales; Klebsormidiaceae
Source: the annotation of a GenBank genome assembly
AUGUGCACCCGGUGCAAAGUCAACAAGCCCGUAGAGUCAUCUGCUAGCGAGACGGUUUCCCGUGACGGUCUUGACAGCAUUUGUAAGGCUUGUAGAAAGAGCUCCAACAAAGAGGCAUACAGGCGCCGGGUAUCCACAAGGCCUGUCAAACUGUUGAAUAAGAUGAGGCCUGCUGACGUCAUGGUCACCUGGCGCUGCCAGCCUGUGGGGCGGAGUCCCAACGUAAAUGCACUGCCGCCGCAUGUUGCUCCAGCCAAUGGGGAGAUGUGUGCGGUAGAUAUGAGAGGCGGCCCUGAAGGCUCGGAGGGCAUCGCCGACCUCAUCAAUGCGCGCACGACCCAGACUGACGAGAGUCCGUUGUUGACAGUGCAAAGUGACCGGGCCAUGGUGACCGACAUUCCUGGCAUCACUCUGGACGUGGUGGAGGCAGCGGUGUCGGUCGGGGGGAUCCCUCUGUACCUGCUGAACACGGUCUGCAUCCGAUCCACGUCAGACAGGCGUGGAGCGCUCCAAGGACGCCGCUGCGGGCGCUGUCGUGGUCGUAAAGGUGGUGUUCGCACGGCGGGUCGCCACGUGUGCUCGGGACGGAGUCGGUCUGGAGAGCGGGCGCUGUUAAACAUUGUUGGUGCGGGGGUGGCGGCAGCGGAGGGCAUCUCACGGGCGGUGAAACAGCGGCAAGCGGAGCAGCUAGUGCGCGCGAGUGAGGCCCUCCAGCGCCUGGUUGCAAGCAUCGAUGACGACUUACCAGUCGACUUUGGGAAGGUCGACGUGCGCGAGGCAGCGCUCGCACUACGUAAGAGUAGUGGGGAUGACGUCACGGAGAAGGUGCUCGACGGCAGGUUCAGAAGGAAAGUGACAAGUCGAGAAGUAUUUUAUAGAGUGCGGAAUAUCAAAAAGAUGGUGCAGACACCGUACGAUAGGAAUCAACACAGUCGUGAGCUGAAGGUUCCUGGCGGCAUAGUGUAUGCAUGAUCUUAAAAGUGGCUUCUCAGAAACAUACUAUAACGACCAUCCGAUCUGCAUGCGAU